Molecule: messenger RNA, 1884 nt
Organism: Penicillium brevicompactum
Lineage: Eukaryota; Fungi; Ascomycota; Eurotiomycetes; Eurotiales; Aspergillaceae
Product: TCP11 family protein
Exons: 2
Coding region: 1-1884 (627 amino acids)
Source: RefSeq, a predicted model, not a curated record
AUGGAUCUACAGGGAAAAGAAGCCCGAAAGGAAGAGGGCGCUGAAGGGCCUCUCGAGGCGUAUGGUGCUGGAGGUGGUCGUUCAAAAGAGUAUCACAAGAACGAGGGGCGCGAUUCUCACAACCACGAUGACCGCAAUUCGAUUAAUCCGCUUCGUCGUCGCCGGCCACCAUUUUCAUACCCCCAUGGACCCCAAAGGAGCCCUACAGCUACCGUGACUCGGCCUCGAGAGCCCUCACCGUCACCAGAGGCCAUCGGCAUACCCCAAGCUCUGGGAUUAUGCUCCCGCGACCAGCGACUCCUUCGCAAGGCUCGGAGGUCUCCACCUGUCACCAAGAAGACGCUCAGCGAGCUAGAUUUGCCCUGUAUCAUGGGAAACAUCAAUCUUCGGAUGGACGCUAAUUUCGACCGGGAUCUGCACUUCAAGCCCGAUCUAGACGGAGAGAAGGGCAAAAGGAAGAGAAAGGAAGCCGCGGAUUAUUGGGACUCGUUGGCCUCGGAGAUUGCGAUUUACUCAUUCCGUGCCCUCUGUGCAGACACCGACAUCGAGGAUGUGGCCUCGAGUGACGGCACUCGACGCACCUUCGAUCCCCGUUUGCCUGCCCUGUUCGAGACAUUACAAGACGUCAUCAAGACCCUUGUGCCAGAGCGAGAUCACCCAGCUGUCAUGCAGAACCUCGAGGUUCCAUUACUCAUGCAGCAAAUACGGAAAGGCGUGUUUGACAUGCUGACUCUUGCCACAUGGCUUGCUGCCCUUCUCAAAACACAUUGUGCACCUAUGCGCGACGAAUGGGCAGAUUGCAUGGUUGAGCAGAUCAGGAAGGGCUCACAGUCACAAGACCCGAAGGAGAUCGUCAAUGGCUUACAGACACUGUUCGCCAUCUUGGAAGCGAUGAAACUGGACGUUGCCAACCAUCAAAUCCGAGCGUUCCGUGUCCUGUUAAUCGAGGAUACAGUUCCAUUUCUUCAAGAAUACUUCAAGGGUAAGAUGAAUCGGGGUAGCUUCCAAGUUGAACCCGCCCGCGAAUGGUACCUUUCCGUGCGGUCUCAGACUCGCCAAGAAGACGCAAACGACCAAAAGGCCCCAGUCGAGAUAGACGACACCCUCAAGCCCCUUGAAGCUCUGUUCCGCGGAAUCUCCGAACAAUUACUCCAAUUCAGCUCACCGGCCGACUUCCCGGAGACCUUCCUUUUCGACUCGGAGCGCCUCUGGCAACUCCGCUCAACCGUCCAAAAUUUAAUUAACCUCGAUAUCGCGUGGUACAUCUUCGAGUCAUACGUCAACAAACACAAGCGGUAUCUCUCCGCUCCCGCAGAAACCUAUUCGACAUUCCGCUCGCGCAUCUGGUCCCUCAUGGAAGACGGCAUGGAUCUGGAAAACCGCAUUGUCGGAAACCCAGAUCUCAAUGACGACAACCCCGACUACCGCGGCGGGAAGCGCUGGACUCAAAACAUGCGUUGCAUUGCACUGGAAAUUGCUCGCUUCGCGUGUGCGGCACUGCAGCUUGACGCAGUUGUCGCGGACGAUGUUAUCGCGCCCAUUGAGGAGGCUUUAGAGUGGCACCUCACGCAUGAGUCAAAUCUCUUUGCUUACUUCCAGGAAGGCAUGCGUGAGAAGAUUAUGUCUGCUACACUGACUGCGGCGAAACGCUACCUGCCCCUUUCGCCGUUGGCAAUCUGUGAGUCGCAGCGGGUCUCGCCGUCUGCGGUUUCGGCUGGGGCGGGAUCGGCGUCGGCGCAGCCUGUGACUCCACAGCAGCUGGACAUUGAACGGAUAGGUAUGCGUCUUGCUCACAUGGGUGUUUUGCAUUGGCGUGUUUGGGCACCACUCUUGUAUCUCCGUGAUGAGAUUGCGACAGCGGAGCUUGAACCAGCGCUGAUAUAA